Plectropomus leopardus (leopard coralgrouper) is the source of this 893-nucleotide messenger RNA. The record is from RefSeq and is a predicted model, not a curated record. NCBI's taxonomy places the organism in Eukaryota, Metazoa, Chordata, Actinopteri, Perciformes, Serranidae.
AGCUCCCACAGCAACACGUCUGUAAGGAGGAGGAGGUUCCUGCUGAGCAGCAGCUCCGUGUUCAGGAGAGGAGCUCCAGUCUGGACCAGGAGGAGCCAGAGCCUCCUCGGAUUAAAGAGGAGCAGGAGGAGCUGUGCAGCAGUCAGCAGGGAGAGCAGCUCCUGCUGAAGCAGGAGGAGGAUGAUUUUAUUUUGACUCCGUCUUAUGAGGGAAGUGAGCUCAGUGAACCAGAACCAAACAGCGACCAGCUCUUCUGUCACCGCUCUGCUGUCGCUGAGAUCCAAAAUCAGACCGAAGGCGAGCAGGCAGACUCAGGAUCAGAGCUGCAGAGACUUUAUGAAAGCAACAAUCACAGUGACACAGUUCACUACUCGACCACGUCAACGACUCACUGUGGUGCUCACGCGCGUAAAAAGUACUUUCAGUGUGACUUUUGUGGAAAAGUUUGUAAUUUUAGGUCCCAGCUGUUGGCACACAUGAGACAACACACGGGCGAGAAGCCGUUUAUGUGCAAAACAUGCGGGAAAGCUUUCAGGCGUAACGGCGACCUGAAAGUCCACGUGAGAAUCCACACGGGCGAGAGGCCGUACGCGUGCAAGACCUGCGGGAAAAGCUUCUGUGAGAUGUCCGCAUUGUGCCGCCACAAGAAAACGCACACGGACGAGAAGCCACACUCGUGUCAGACGUGCGGGAGAGCGUUCAGACGCAACGAUGACUUGGUCGUCCACUUGAGAACUCACUCAGGCGAGCGGCCGUACACCUGCCAAACCUGUGGGAGAGACUUCAGGUCCAGCAGUAACUUGAAAAGCCACAUGAGGACGCGCACGUGUGAAAAACUGCAUGUUUCUUUCUGAGAAAUCCCAGUGAAUGAGAGCGAGCUUCGUUUGGUUAUU